Messenger RNA from Talaromyces rugulosus, 1599 nucleotides. RefSeq lists its product as uncharacterized. Gene Ontology annotation, biological process: transmembrane transport; carbohydrate transport. Gene Ontology annotation, molecular function: carbohydrate:proton symporter activity. Lineage: Eukaryota; Fungi; Ascomycota; Eurotiomycetes; Eurotiales; Trichocomaceae. The record is from RefSeq and is a predicted model, not a curated record. Gene Ontology annotation, cellular component: membrane. The transcript has a single exon. The coding region runs from base 1 to 1599 and encodes 532 amino acids.
AUGUGGACAACAACAUGCGGCCUUCGGGGCAAGAAGCUCCACCUGGCCAUCACCUUCACCUCCGUCGUCGGUUUCUCACUGUUCGGUUAUGAUCAGGGUCUGAUGUCUGGUAUUAUCUCUGGCGACUCCUUCGUCAAGGAAUUCCCCAUCCUCGAUGGCGACUCUCUCCAUGUCUCUGUCUUGCAAGGUGCUGUCGUUUCCUGCUACGAGCUUGGCUGCUUCUUCGGUGCUAUCUUUACUCUCUGCUACGGUCAACGCAUCGGUCGUACUCCCCUGCUAGUCGGUGGUGGCGCCCUGAUGGUCAUUGGUACUGUGAUCUCCACUGCUACGUUCGGCCCUCAAUGGGGUCUGGGCCAGUUCGUUAUCGGUCGUGUUGUCUCGGGUCUUGGAAACGGUAUGGACACUGCUACCAUUCCCGUCUGGCAGUCCGAGUGUUCUCGUGCCCACAACCGUGGUUUCCUUGUCUGCUUUGAGGGUGCCAUUAUCGCUGUCGGCACCUUCAUCGCCUACUGGAUUGACUUCGGUCUCUCCUACGUUGAUUCCUCGGUCCAAUGGCGUUUCCCCAUUGCUUUCCAGAUCCUGUUCGCCCUGUUCGUCAUGGCCGGCGCUCUGAUGCUGCCCGAGUCCCCUCGUUGGUUCGUUGCGCGCGGUCACGACCAGGAGGCCCUCGAAGUUUUGGCCCACCUCAACGACAGUACUGUGGAUUCCGAGGACGUCCUCCAGGAUUAUAACCUCAUGAAAGCCGAUCUCAAGUCCCUCGAGGGCUCGCAGGCCACUUGGAGUACGCUCUUCACUUUUGGCAAGACCCAGGAAUUCCAGCGCAUGAUGAUCGGUUGCUCUGGUCAGUUCUUCCAGCAGUUCACCGGUUGCAAUGCCGCCAUUUACUACUCCACCCUUCUUUUCAAACAAAACUUGAACAUGACUGGCAAGCUCCCUCUGGUUCUCGGUGGUGUCUUCUCUACCGUUUACGCUCUUGCCACUAUUCCCUCCUUCUUCAUGAUUGAGAGAGUUGGACGUCGCAACCUUUUCUUGAUCGGCUUUGCUGGCCAGGGUCUCAGUUUCAUCAUCACCAUGGGCUGCCUGAUCGCCGACACCCCAGAGAGCGCCAAGGGUGCCGUCGUCGGUAUCUUCCUAUUCAUCUGCUUCUUCGCCUUCACCACCUUGCCUCUCCCCUGGAUCUAUCCCCCCGAAAUCAACCCUCUCCGCACUCGUACCAUGGCCGCCGCUGCUUCGACUUGCACCAACUGGAUCACCAACUUUGCUGUCGUCAUGUUCACUCCCAUUUUCUCCAACAGCAGUAAAUGGGGUCUCUACCUGUUCUUCGCUCUGGUUAACUUUGUCGGUAUUCCUUUCGCUUACUUCUUCUACGUUGAGACCGCCGGCCGUGAUCUGGAAGAGAUCGACCUUAUCUUCGCCAAGGCCCAUAUCGAAAAGAAGUGGCCCUUCCAAAUUGCCCAGGAGCUGCCCAAGCUCACUGUGCAGGAAAUCGGUCAGAUGUCAAUUGAUCUAGGCCUGGCUGCCCCCGAUCGCUCCGAGGCUGAGAAGGUUGAGAUUGCCACCAGCAGCAAUGAGGGUGAGGACAAGACCGCCUCUGAUUAA